This is a messenger RNA of Hippocampus zosterae (dwarf seahorse), 450 nucleotides long. Its product is annotated as microtubule nucleation factor SSNA1-like. The record is from RefSeq and is a predicted model, not a curated record. Bases 87 to 431 code for a protein of 114 amino acids. Gene Ontology annotation, cellular component: centrosome; ciliary basal body. The transcript is spliced from 3 exons. Lineage: Eukaryota; Metazoa; Chordata; Actinopteri; Syngnathiformes; Syngnathidae.
GUGUGAUUUACGUCAGCGGAACGAAAGAGAAUGCGGGACCCGCGUCCCGUUCACACGCGGUCGAAGCGACUUGACAGAACUCCGCCAUGAGCCAACAAGCUGCUGCUUUGCAGAAUUACAAUAACGAGCUCGUCAAUUGUAUCGAGGACCUGUGCUCCAAGCGGGAAGAGUUAAACCGUCAGAUCAAGCUGGAGGAAGAGGAGAAGGAACGACUGCAGCAUGACAUCCGCGUCUUCUCCGGAAAACUGAGUAAAGUCAAUGAAAGCCUGGCACAAAGAAUGGCCGCACGCGCCACUUUCGACCGUACCAUUGCAGAGACCGAGGCUGCAUACACUAAGAUCUUGGAGAGCUCCCAAUCUCUGCUGAGCGUCCUGAAGCACGAGGCCGGAAACCUCAGCAAAGCCUCAGAGCCUCGCAAGAAAGAACACUAAUGCAGGGAAGGGUCCCAAA